Messenger RNA from Cantharellus anzutake, 621 nucleotides. RefSeq lists its product as uncharacterized. NCBI's taxonomy places the organism in Eukaryota, Fungi, Basidiomycota, Agaricomycetes, Cantharellales, Hydnaceae. The record is from RefSeq and is a predicted model, not a curated record. Bases 1 to 621 code for a protein of 206 amino acids. The transcript has 5 exons.
AUGACCCUAUGGCGAGAAUAUCAAGGCUCGGCUAGGACUGAGUUGGGCACACAUCUUGUCGCCAACAGCAAUGAGGGCUUUAGACGAAAGAAUAUUCGGAUUUCGCUAGUUGUUACUGUAACGGAUAUGAGGACUUGUGCCGGCAAGACUCCCGACCAUGAUUGCAUGCUGAAGCAGUGGGAGGGCCGGGUUCUGACUUAUCGUCAGCCGAAGCCCAGGCAUCUUCUAGACUGGAAUAAGAAUGACCGAUUUGUUCCGGCAGUGCGCUCGGUGCUCGAGUAUCCCCGCCGAAACCCAGAACUCAAAUGGAUCGAUCGCAUGCGAUGGGUAAGUACGGAAUUUUUUCUUAUGGCGAAAGAGACCAGACCUGAGGGAAAAGUCGGGGAGGAGCAAAUUCCUUUCUCCCUUUUAUGCAUAGCAUUUACCCAGAGUGGCACAACGGCCCAACUAGGGAACAAUAGUGAAAAUGAAGAAGGGGGGCUUCCUGGCCACUCUUCCUUAGCCGCUCGUGUACCGCAAGCACAACCGCUGAAGUCUCAGCACAUCCGGUACAGCCCGCAGGCGAUUAUUGAUCAUAUGGGCCCGGCUGAGGACAACUCCCAAGUUUGUCCUCGCCUGUAA